Molecule: messenger RNA, 2016 nt
Organism: Pangasianodon hypophthalmus (striped catfish)
Lineage: Eukaryota; Metazoa; Chordata; Actinopteri; Siluriformes; Pangasiidae
Product: 5-hydroxytryptamine receptor 1D
Exons: 3
Coding region: 1-1686 (561 amino acids)
Biological process (GO): G protein-coupled receptor signaling pathway
Cellular component (GO): membrane
Molecular function (GO): G protein-coupled receptor activity
Source: RefSeq, a predicted model, not a curated record
AUGGCCAUACCAGGCAACAUAUGGUUGGAUGCCAGCGAGCCUUUCCUGGGUGAAAUGCGAAUCUCGUGGAGAAACUCGACGAGUUCCGUGAUGUCUUUUUCUCCGCGUGGGAAGCUGCUGCUGGAGGUGCUCAUGGUGCUCAUGUGUGUCGGCGCAGUGACGGGAAAUAUCCUGGUCAUCAUGAUUGUGGUGGCAACAAAGACAUUCCACUGUGUGACGUCUGUGCUCAUUAUUAAUUUGGCAAUCAGUGACUUCCUGGUUGGCAUUGGUGUCAUGCCAUUUGUGGCCGUUUCUAUCAUGAAUAAUGGAUGGGUGAACUGCACUGAUUUAUGUCUUUACGUGGGUUACACCUCCUCCGUCUACUGCAGUGCUUCAGUCCUAACACUUGCAGCUAUCGCUUUGGAUCGCUAUUACUCCAUUGUAGACUGUCUGCACUAUAAUUCACGCUGUACUGCAUGGCGAACUGGUGCAGCUGUACUAUGGAUCUGGCUGCAGGCCAUGCUCACCAGUUGUCCACCUCUGCUAGGCUGGAGUAACAUCAGCUUUGUGAGCCCUAUGUAUAGCUGUGCUGUCAACUGGGCUAGCAGUCCCAGUUAUACAGUCUUCAUGGCAGCUCUCUGCUUUCUCCUUCCUGCCAUAGUCAUUCUCUUUUGCUAUGUGAAGAUUGUGCGAGUAGCCCAGCACCAUGCUCACAGGAUCCACAGCCUUCAGCAGCACUUUCAACACAGCAGGGGCCACCACAUAUCUUCACCAUUCGAAUCAUCCCACCAGUGUUCAGCUGUGGACCUGGAAAUGCAUGACCCGUCCAGGCUUGUGUACUAUGUAAGUGGGAGGUUUGUAUCAGAAUCUCAAUUCAAUGUUCCUCAUCCUAAAGCAGAUCUAACAGGAGAAUCAACUUCAGAACUUGAAGGGAAAAGCAGCUCCAGACUUUCCAGUCAACGUCUACAUACCUUCCUUGCUCAUCUCCAGGGUGGUAGCACUCUGCAGAACAGUCAUCCCCAGCAACAUGGUGUUGUGAGGCUUUUCAUGGUUAUUGCUGCCUUCUUCCUGUGCUGGACACCUUACAUUGGAGUUGCUCUGGUGCAGGCUACUGAGACUGCCCUCUCCCGAUCAGCGAGCCAAGUGCCACCUGCUGCUGUCACUUUCUCUUACUGGCUUGUGCUUUUCAACUCAGACAUCAACCCAUUACUGUAUGCUCUACUCAGCAAGCGAUUCCAGGGGGCAUUGCAGAACCUCAGGAAGAAGAUUCAGGCCAGGCUGGGUAUAGUUCAAAGGGCAGAAGAGGGAAGAACAGAUGGAGAAAGGCGAAGGUUCACAACUCCCACAAAUGUAAUAUCCAGUGUCACAGAUCAGCAUCGCCAAGAUAGUGGACCCCAUCAGAAUGGGUCUGUGUACUCCUCUGUUUUCACAAUGAAUACAACUUUUCCCAGAAGCUAUAAGCCAGAAGCAAAUGAAGUCCUUCUGCCAGGGAGUAUGUUAUCAUCAUCUUCCUUUUCUACUUCUUCCUCUUCUGGUUCCCUUUGUCAUAAGUGCAGCAGAAAUACCCCAGGAAAGUCAGAAUGCCUGCAGGUUCCCUCCAAGCCAAAAGGGUGGGACAAACUACACAGUACCCCUGUAAUCAAGGAGAGACAUUCAACUUUUUUUUAUGGCCAGAUUGCAGUACGAGUGGAACAGGAAAUUUGCUGAGCCUGAAUUGAAGAAUUUGACUACAAACAAGCUGGAAAUGAACAUGCAUGGUACUUUAGUUAUUGUAUUUUAGGAAUUACAAAUUUAAUUCCAUUUGUGCUUCUGGCUACAUGAAAUGAUAUUUGACUGUGUAUAUUACUAUUUAUGAAGAAUUUAAUAUUUAACUUAUGGCACUAAUUUUAAAUUAAAAAAAAACUAAAAGAAAAUAAUUGUGACAAUCCAAAGCUUUAAAAAAGGUGUUUCAUGUCAUGAGAUUUUGAAGUAAUUUUACUAAGACUAUUAAAUAUUAUGUAAUUAAAGGCCUGUUUUUGUGAAGUUAUGUUUGGGUGU